This is a messenger RNA of Penicillium cataractarum, 903 nucleotides long. RefSeq names its product alternative oxidase. Gene Ontology annotation, cellular component: mitochondrion. Gene Ontology annotation, biological process: alternative respiration. Lineage: Eukaryota; Fungi; Ascomycota; Eurotiomycetes; Eurotiales; Aspergillaceae. The transcript is spliced from 3 exons. The coding region runs from base 1 to 903 and encodes 300 amino acids. Gene Ontology annotation, molecular function: alternative oxidase activity. The record is from RefSeq and is a predicted model, not a curated record.
AUGCGCCCUCUUCAACAUGCUGUCCUCCGUAACAGCCAUGUCAUCUCACCAAAAGUUCUCAUGGUCGCGAAUCGACAACAUACUACAAACACAAAACUCGCCAACAAGUCAUCAUGGACUCAUCCUAUAUAUACCCGAGAAGAGAUCCUCGCCGUCCGAACAGCCCAUCACAAAGCACACACCUGGCAAGAUAAGGUAGCACUUGGCUCUGUUCGGUUCCUACGAUGGGGCAUGGACCUUGUCACAGGAUAUAAGUCACAGUCUUCCGUCGGAUCGAACACAAAGACAUACGCCAUGUCGGAGGAGAAGUGGAUUACACGAUUUAUUUUCCUGGAAAGUGUCGCCGGCGUCCCUGGAAUGGCAGCUGGGAUGCUCCGUCACCUUAAGAGCCUGCGAAAGAUGAAGAGGGAUCACGGGUGGAUCGAAACACUUCUAGAAGAGGCCUACAAUGAGCGCAUGCACCUACUCACCUUCCUCAAACUGGCAGAGCCAGGGCCUCUAAUGCGACUCAUGGUCCUCGGCGCACAAUGCGUAUUCUUCAGCGGCUUCUCUCUCGCUUAUAUGAUCUCCCCACAAAUCUGCCAUCGAUUCGUCGGAUAUCUCGAAGAGGAAGCUGUGAUCACCUACUCAAAAGCAAUCACUGAUCUCGACAAUGGCCAUCUCCCGCAAUGGGAGAAACUGCAAGCUCCCCAGAUGGCUAUCAAAUACUGGCAAAUGCCCGAGGGCCAGCGGUGUAUUCGAUCGCUGCUGUUGUAUGUACGCGCGGAUGAGGCGAAGCAUCGGGAGGUCAAUCAUACACUCGGGAAUCUGAACCAGACGGAUCCUAAUCCGUUCUCGGCUAAGUUCAAGGUCCAGGAUGCGCUGCCUCAGCUGCAAGUUGAGGGUGCGAAGAAGGACGUCUAA